Messenger RNA from Prunus dulcis (almond), 1763 nucleotides. Its product is annotated as probable membrane-associated kinase regulator 5. Lineage: Eukaryota; Viridiplantae; Streptophyta; Magnoliopsida; Rosales; Rosaceae. The record is from RefSeq and is a predicted model, not a curated record. The coding region runs from base 254 to 1381 and encodes 375 amino acids. Gene Ontology annotation, cellular component: plasma membrane. The transcript has 3 exons.
AAAGCUUUGCUGCCUGCCCCCCCUUCUCUCUCUCUCUCUCUGUGUUUUCCCCGAACACCACUUUCGAUGCUGCAAACGCAACCACCACCAUAAAACGAAGCGAAAUUUUAUUAAAGCUCUCUUUAUUUCACUCAUAUCCUCACGUUACCCUCUGCUCCUCUCUCACUACUUUCUGGUAUAAAACCCAUCAAAGCCCUGCAUUAACCAAAUCCCUUAUCGCUUAACCCUCUCUGUCUCUCUCUUUCCCUGCACCAUGGAAACUCUCCAUUUCCUCAAGUUCUGGAAACCCAACAAUGCCUCCACCAUUGCAGUUCCAAGUCCUUUAGUUGAAACAGACCAUGAGGUUGAAGAAGAAGAAGAAGACUCAUUCUUCGACUUGGAAUUAAGUUUCCCUAUCAUGAACAAAAACGACGCAAGCAAGGCUUGCACAGAUGAUGCAACCCAGCAGGAAAGUAACAGGCUUGAUUCCAUUCCAAAAUCAAACAACUCAGCCAAAAAAGCCGGCUGUACCGAACCCUGUAUUUCCAAAUCGCCCCUUUCUCUGUCGCCUUCUGAUCCAAUUUCCAAAAGGAAAAUCCUCCCCAUUGAGCCCAUUUUCAAGCCUCAAUCCCCAAUUGCUCUCCUUAAAUCGGCUCCAAAGUUUGGAGCUUUCAUGUUGAAGAAGCCCAAAGCAACAAAAACAACAGCGAAGAAAACAGGGGAAGCAGAGUCCAAAGUUUUGAUGGAGACCCAGAAGCAGAAAAGCAAAGAAGGCAACCUCUUCGGUGUGAAACUUCUCAAUAGUGAAGAACAUCAAAACCCUUCUAAGCUCACCAGAGAAAACAGUUCCAGGAGGAACGGAAGCAGGCAACAGAACCAGAGCUCAGAAGACUCCAAAACAGAGCGAUUCUCGAAAGAUAUGAUACAAAAGUACCUGAACCUAAUCAAGCCACUUUAUAUGAAGGUUUCCAAAAAGUGCAGUGAGAAGGUGAAGCCUUCUGGUAAUAUUCCAAUGUCAUCGCCGAAUUGUUCUCCUGCUAUGUCGGUAUUAUCUAUGUGUUCGCCCAAGAAGGAGAAGCAGGGGAAUAUUCCUGCCGGAAUUAGAGUUGUUUGUAAGAACUUGGGGAAGAGCAAAUCGGCCACGACGAUGGCAGUGGCGCCACAGGUGAAACGGAGAGACGAUUCUCUGUUGCUGCAGCAUGAUGGGAUUCAGAGUGCCAUUCUACAUUGCAAGAGAUCAUUCAAUUCUAGAGAUUCUUCCUCGUUAUCAAGGUCAGCCAGUGAUUCUUCAUCCAUGAACUCGUACUCUACUGAUUCUUCUCUGUUAUCACGGUUUGCAAGUGAAUCCCACGACAGAUCAGCGAGAAGCUCCAUUGAGGAAGGGGUUUGUGCUGAAAUUUGAAGCUUUGUUAAUUGAUUUUUGAGAGAUAAAACGCGGGGAAAAACAGAACCGGAUGACGAGGGCUCUGUUCUUUUUGUGUGUUCUACGUGCUUCUGUAAAAACAAAGGAAAAAAGAAAAUUUGAGCUAGGGUAGGGUUAUUUUUGAUAUUUUAGCUUCAGCUAUGUAUGAUGAGACCAGUGAAACCAUAGGUUCACCUGUUGUUGUCUGUAAAGUGAUGGGUCAUUAUGAAAAACUGAAGAAAAACUCCGAUAUGAUAUCUUUUUGUGGUUUUGUGUAUCUAUCAGUGUGCCCUUGUCUCUGCUCUCAAGCGGCAUAGCAUCAUGUUGCCUUUGAAUGUAUGGGAGAAAUCUGUAUAAAUCAAUCAAACCGUAUGUGACAUUA